Neltuma alba is the source of this 675-nucleotide messenger RNA. RefSeq lists its product as uncharacterized. NCBI's taxonomy places the organism in Eukaryota, Viridiplantae, Streptophyta, Magnoliopsida, Fabales, Fabaceae. The transcript is spliced from 3 exons. The record is from RefSeq and is a predicted model, not a curated record. Bases 239 to 556 code for a protein of 105 amino acids.
AGCAGAUAGCUCAAAAUCUCAACAUGCCUUCUUCUCUCUUCAGCCCCCUCAGGUCCCCAAAGAAAUCACUAAUUGAUGGGAACCAUCUGUUUCUUAUUAAAUGCAACGCGUGUUUUCUCCAUUUUUAUAACAAAAAUGAGUUAUCAUCAAAACCCUCCCAUAAAUCCGCUUCUCUUUAUGCACUUCAACGAAUUUAUUACACACAGCCGCCAGAACCGCCGCUGUACCUGUAACAACGAUGUCUUCGCCUCAGUGUUCAAGGAUUGCUCAACUCACAAGGCUGGUUCCUUGUCAAGAAGGCUUUGAUAAGGUGAUUCGAGUGUUGACUGAUAUCGUGGAGAAGCACUACCCUGAUGCAUUAGUGAUGGAGCAAAGCCCUAAAAGGAUGUGGGCUCUGAUUGCAUGCAACUGCAUCUACCAAUUUACAGGAGAUGUUAUUUCUGGAUCUCUUGCCCUAGCAAUAUUAAUAUCAUUCAUGGUCCGCCCUGAUCUGGUGCCAUAUGUCUUCAUCAUAUGGGCUACAUUUGUACUCGUAUGUGUGCGGUUUCAUAUUUGAACAACAAUGGCGGUGCAGCGUAUGAUCCUGAGACAUAUGCACAAACUCUAGUUACGUCAUUAUUCAUAGGAGUAUGUGGUUUUGGCUUUUCUUUACGACGUCAUCCCAAAAUAAAAUGU